This is a messenger RNA of Gilbertella persicaria, 528 nucleotides long. RefSeq lists its product as uncharacterized. The transcript has a single exon. Lineage: Eukaryota; Fungi; Mucoromycota; Mucoromycetes; Mucorales; Choanephoraceae. The coding region runs from base 135 to 476 and encodes 113 amino acids. The record is from RefSeq and is a predicted model, not a curated record.
AUCACACUGAUCCCAAAAACUUGAGGUGUAAGAGUCUUUCAAUAAUUUUUUCUAUCGCUCUAGCUACUUUUUUGUAGAAUAAUCACUACAGCGUAAGCAAUGGAAGAAAAAUGUAAUUGCCUACACUGUGGCGUAUGGUUGCUAUGGUGACUAUUAUGGUUGUUAUGGCUUUCUAUGGUUGCUAUAGCUGCUAUGACUGCCGUAAUCACUCUGCUGCGACAGGGAACCUGGUCAAAAAAUUGAUGAUCAAGAGCAUUAAAGAAAGAGCCCGAAUUACUGGAGCUGUCAUUUGGGAAGUAAAGACGUUGUCGACUGGUGACAGUUGCUUUACAAAUAGGAUUAUUAACUGCCGCUUGAUUGAUCAGAGUGUACUAAAAUUUAUCGAAGGGAAGGUUACAGUUGACUUCUCAGCCCAAUUUCAAAGAGAAUUAAGGGAUAACAGCUCGGAGAGCAGCGCUACCCGCUGGCUGCUUUAGUUUAGAUGUUAAACCAUCAAAAUUCUCUUAAAUGACAAUAAACUGCCACUGC